This is a messenger RNA of Aspergillus fijiensis CBS 313.89, 803 nucleotides long. RefSeq lists its product as uncharacterized. The record is from RefSeq and is a predicted model, not a curated record. The coding region runs from base 293 to 736 and encodes 147 amino acids. The transcript is spliced from 2 exons. Lineage: Eukaryota; Fungi; Ascomycota; Eurotiomycetes; Eurotiales; Aspergillaceae.
CGAAUGCGUUCCUUGUUGACCUCCUAUAUCCUGGGAUAUACUAGUCGACAAACACGUACCAAAAUAUGCUUGAUGUCAUGAGGCAGGCGGACAUCUGCAUCCUUUCUCCGCAGUUGACAGGCCCGCCGCCGGCUCCAUACUGGUUCCUCAGCGCUCAGUCCCUCAUGGCACAUCCACAAUUCCACAUGAGCUAGAGACUAGAGUAAGGUAGGGCGACACGAAACCUUAUCAAAGUUAUCAUAUUUGCGAGAAAGUGGAGUGGCAUCCUGUUCGAACCUGAGCUCCUGGCUUCAUGGGCGGGAGGAACAAUGGUAGAGGCUGCCCACUUCGACUCCACGGCUGUCAAAUAGUCAAAUCUCGAUCCAGGAAAUCGAGCUACCUGGCCACUACAACAGUCAUCACCUUUUCGAUCCUCAACUUCAUACACACCACACUCCCAAUGACGGUAUGGGCCGCCAAUUCUGCCGCUCAUAUGCGGGCUUCAACGCGCCUCUGCCACUCGGUCCUCCUUCGUCAUCAUACCACAUCCCCGGCCGUGAGGUGCCGGGGAGGAAAAGGUGGCAUGGAUUUCUGCGGUAUCAUAGGGAAGCUCAACGGCGAGCAUGCAUUACAGUACUUUCUAGCCGGCUGUGUAUUGAUCUACACGGAAGAAAGCACUUUUGCCCUCGGUCCGUGCUACACGUAUUGCUGGUCAAUUUGCAAAUUGCGUAAGCCGCGGCAGGAAAUGAACAAAUGAAACUCUUCCAGUGCCUGUCCCGAAUGUCUCUUCAUUUAAUUGUCAAAAAUCAGGAGUUCUUCUCACG